Molecule: messenger RNA, 1021 nt
Organism: Drosophila eugracilis
Lineage: Eukaryota; Metazoa; Arthropoda; Insecta; Diptera; Drosophilidae
Product: UPF0193 protein EVG1 homolog
Exons: 3
Coding region: 107-859 (250 amino acids)
Source: RefSeq, a predicted model, not a curated record
CUUCACACCGAGGCUAGCCUUCAGACACGCCACACGAAAUUGUUGAAGCGAUUUUCUAUAUAUACUAGUUGAACUUUUCCGGAGCAAAAAUUAUUAGAUUUACAGAAUGAGCCGACAUCGCUUCAAUAACGUUCAGAUCAAAGCUUUGCCCGGCGGUCUGAUGCCCCACCAGGAGCCGGAAGCGGAUGGCGGUCAGCCCAGUUCGCAAAAGCUGCCGAUGUGGCCAAGCGAACGGAUUGCCCCUGGAGGCGCUGGAGCCUUUCACUCGGCCAAGGUAGAAUACAGCAAGGAGACUGCUGAUCUGAUUCGAUUGCUUGUUAAGGAGUCCAAGAUGUCGAUGAUGGUACGCAAACAAAUCGAUGAGAGCCUGCGCAAUGGAGAACCUUUGCCACUUCCCGAGCCACCGCGUCCGAAUACAAAAAACGAUCCCGACAAGGAGACAUUGGCCAUUUUGGACCGUGCUCGCAAUGCCAAGCGGAAGAAUCUUCGGCAGAUCGAGGCGAGUGGGGCUUAUAAGCAGAGCUACUACCGCCCUCCCGCCGACAACCGAAUGCACGGCGAGAAGGCCAAGUCUCAGCUACAGUUCACCAUGGCCGGCACUCAUCUACCGGAUCCAGCAAUCAAGCCACGUCGACGUCCACGUGAAGAGCAUUUAGUGACAGAAGAGGACCUUAUAAACGAGCUGCUGGAUCAAAUUAACGAGCGUGCGGAAUGGUUGACCGAAAUGGAAUCCAUGGGCCAGGGUAAAAAGUAUCGUCCGGAAAUACGUGAGCAGAUCGCCGAACGUCUGCGUCGCAUUCAGGCGUUGGAAUCUAAGAUGAAGAUGAAAUCAGAUGGUGGUUUCCGUUUUGUGGACUAAAUGUGUUAUCUGUUAUCCACAUUUUAUGAGUUUCCUUGAGACGAGCACAAUCCUAUUUAAUAAAUUUCAAGAUUCAUUUAAAUUUUGUGAGAUUUUCUGUUAACACUCGAUUAAUAAAUAGCUUUAUUUAACUUAUUUGCAUUCGUAUAAUUUGGAUUUCGU